AUGGAGCAGCCGCCAGACAGCCGGAGCCCCGACAGGCAUCCCACAGACCCCGCCCCUGAACCAGCAUCAACACCACCACCACAUCCAUCAUCAGCGACAUACAUCGUCGAGCCCACCACCACGCACACUCACUCGUUCGUCUUCCUCCACGGCCUCGGCGACAACGGCCGCAACUUCGGCGCUCAGUUCCUCGAAGCAGGCCACACAUCGACCGGCCACCUCGUCCCACAGCUCCUCCCGGGAGCGCGCUUCAUCUUCCCUACCGCCCCGCUGCGCCGGGCCAGUGGUUUCAAGUGGACUGAAAUUCAACAGGGAUUGAACCCCCAAGCAGUAUUGGGUGAUUAG
Microdochium trichocladiopsis is the source of this 345-nucleotide messenger RNA. RefSeq lists its product as uncharacterized. Lineage: Eukaryota; Fungi; Ascomycota; Sordariomycetes; Xylariales; Microdochiaceae. The record is from RefSeq and is a predicted model, not a curated record. The coding region runs from base 1 to 345 and encodes 114 amino acids. The transcript has a single exon.